Molecule: messenger RNA, 480 nt
Organism: Aureobasidium subglaciale EXF-2481
Lineage: Eukaryota; Fungi; Ascomycota; Dothideomycetes; Dothideales; Saccotheciaceae
Exons: 2
Coding region: 1-480 (159 amino acids)
Source: RefSeq, a predicted model, not a curated record
AUGGACGAGCCAGGUCCACCUAGCAUGGUUGGAAAAGAGGGUAUGCCAGAACCAGCGCCUAGGCCCAAAGGUCCAAAGCUCAAAUUCACUCGAGAAGACGAUGCACUACUUGUGAGGUUGAAAGAAACGAAGAACAUUACAUGGAAACAAAUCUCAGAAUUUUUCCCUGGUCGCAGUGCCGGGACACUUCAAGUGAGGUACUGUACCAAGCUGAAGGCUAAGACCACCCUGUGGAACGACGAUAUGAUUCAACGUCUUCGUACGGCAAUCCAUGACUACGAUAACGACCGCUGGCGGUUCAUCUCGAGCAAAGUUGGUAGUGGCUUCUCUGCCACAGCAUGCAAAGCAAAAGCAGAGGAAAUUGAGGCAGAAGACAUGAGAGAAGAGGAAGGUGCGGCCUCAGACUCGGACGACGACCAACAGAAUACUGUCGACGGUGACGUUGAAGAACAGGAUGCAGACGGAGAAGGCGAGACAUGA